AUGGAUAAAUCGUUGUCGUACUGCAGCCUUGGUGACCCUUGCGCCCUUGUCGUGCAAGUGCUUGGACAUGUGGUGGACGACUGGUACGAGUGCAAGGGCAUCUCCCCGGCACAAAGUUUCAGGCUGAGAUCACCGAUUGAUCUGCAGGCCGGCAUCCAUACUUUCUAUGACUUGGUUUUGCUCUCCAAAGACCCCAUGAGCUUAGGCUUUGGUGUGGACACUCAGAGGGUCAAAGACUUCCACCUUGGUGCCAACUUCAUGCAGGUGAACACUAUCAACUUCAAGUCCACGUCAAGAGGCGCAUUGGAUCUGCCCAUGAUCCUUUAUCCCUUUCGAGCACGUCAACUCAUGGAGCUUGAUCUGCCACUUGGACUUCGGCAAGAUUGGGCACGCAGAUUCUUCAACUCAAAUGGCAAGAUCUAUGUCAUCUAUGAGUUUCACCGCCAUUGGACUUUGCUGGCUGGUCAACUCAUGGAUAAGAUGGAAUGGUGCCAUUUUGAUGGACUUUCGACCGAAGGAUCACAAGUGCAACUGCAAUGCGCCAAACAUGUAGCGACCAGACUUUCCCAUUGCCUUGGACUUCGCAUGGGUGGUCUUACAUCUUCCAGUGGGCAACAACAAAGCCACGCACACACUUGUGGAACUAUCGCGCUGCACAACAUGGCAGUCUCCCUUCGAUUGGGCUCAGUACUUCCACUCUUGGCAGAACAUGAACUCCACCAAUGGUUCUUUCAGCUUUGCUCUGCACAGCCAUCUGUGAUAGCCAAGGGGAAGACCAAUGAGCAAGAUCCUUUGACUCGCAUGCUGAUGGACAAAGGAGUCCCCAGCCAAGCAGUUGCGGACAGAGCAAAAAUGGUGAGGCACCAACUCGGGCAUCAGCAAGUCCAACAAGCUCUACAAGCCAAAAACCCCUGGGCGGCCCUCAAGGCCGCGGCAUCAAAACCAGGCAAGAUGUUCAGAUUAAUCACGGAGGAGGAACUCCAGCAGCAUGUCCACCACAGAGCACAGACGAAGCACGGCGCAAAGAUUCAGAACGCCAAGACCAAGAAGAAUGCAGCCCAGAGAAGUGGACCAGUCCAACUUGAUCCAGAUGACUUCAAAUUGGACGCGCAGCAUUUCCAAGAUGAUGAUGGGAACCAAGUACCACAACUUCAUUUCCAGGACAUUGCACAGCUUGAACCCAUUAUCUUCCCGGCACUAUGCAUUUCCACAGAUGAACACACCAUCAUCAUGGGAUACAUUCUCCAGCUGGGUGACAAGACCAUCAAGCGAAAAAUGGCUGGCAACGAAAGUGAGCCAGACACAGUUGAGACCCAGGUGAUCAAGCUUCAAGUUUUCAAAGACCAACUUGAAAUGGCAUGGGAUCGAUUUGCAACUGCACCUGUGCGUCACCUCAUUCAGAUGAUGGAGGCUAUGCAACUCUGCAAAGGCCAACGUUGCGGCAUUGAUUGCUGCAAACACCAUCCUGGGGUCGAUGAAACCUUGGAUGCAGUAAUCAUGGAAGUCUGGUCUCGCAACUUUGUGGAUGACAACGGCAAAAAAACGGAUCCAUCAUCAGCUGACACCUUCACAGUAUUCUUGCGAAUUCCUGAGAGUGCUCUGAUGAAGAUCCUUACCACCUCACCAUUGGGAGUCUAUGUGGAACCCAGGGGCAAGCAGCCCAGGGAGCAUGACGACAAGUUCAAAGUCAUCUGGCUACCAGGCUCUUCAUUCACGGAGGCUCAACAUCAGUGCCGAACAUACUCCAAAUCACUCUGCCUGGUUCGACUCAAGCUCAAGUAUGGCAUCCGGGUCAAACAAUGUGAUGAAGCGGCAGCAUGGGCCAAGCUCAGACCAGGGGUGGAAUUUGUGGACAUGAGCAUACAGCAGAUCUACGAAAUCUUCCCACUGCCACAUGGCACCCAACGAGCAGCCAUCAACAAGAUCCUUGCGGAUUGGUCAUGGAAAGCACGUGCCCUUCAACCAGGACGUGGCAACUUCCACCACAUGGCUUGGAGAAUUGGAUCAGCCGAAACCCCGCCUGCCAAUGUGUUGACCGCCUUUGGGGCUGACGUGAUCAUCAAGGAGAUCAAGAACCUGCAGAUCCCUGAAACCAAGCCGACCAUCUACGCACCUGCGAAAACACAGAAGCACUUGCGUGAAACUCCAGCGCCAUCUUCGGCAAGAUCCUCCGGCAAUUCUGAUCCAUGGCUUGAAAAAGACCCAUGGGGUGGCUAUGCCAAGACCACCACAACCCCAUCAGCAGGCCGACACUACAAAGCUGAGUUUCAAGACCAGAUUCGCGAAACAGUGGGGACCGCACUCAAAGAGCAGCACCACAAAGACAUCCUGAUGACUGCUCCAGCCAAUGAUUACUCCACCGAAACCGAACAGAGGUUCGUUGCAAUUGAAUCAGGUCUUCAUGAGCUCAAGGCCCAGAAUGGUCAGUUCUUGCAGUGGUUUCAACAAACUGGCGAAAGACUCCAGCAAAAUGAGAGUAUGAUGCAGGAUGUUCAAGACAAUGUGCAACAGCAUGCGAGUGCACUUCAAUUGAUGUCGGCAUCACUCACCAACUACGAGCACACUAUCGGUGAGGUCCAACAGACACUGAACCUGCACCAGCAGGAGAUUCAUGCAAUGGGCACGAACUUCAGUGCUACGAUGCGCACCAUGAAGGAUGACCUCUCAGGAGAAUUGAUGCAGUCGUUUGAUCAGCAGUUCAAUAAGCUGGAAGCUCUGCUGGAGAAACGUCACAAGACAAGUUGA
Cladocopium goreaui is the source of this 2745-nucleotide messenger RNA. NCBI's taxonomy places the organism in Eukaryota, Dinophyceae, Suessiales, Symbiodiniaceae. The record is from the annotation of a GenBank genome assembly.